UGAUUAUUACUCACCACACGUUGUACACAAUGAUUUGAAAAGCGUAUUUCCCUUUUUUCUUUUUCCUAUCCCAAUUGGGCAUUUGGUAAACGGAGUUCGCUUCCCUCCAAAAUGUCAUCCACUUCCAUGUCAGUCCGUUCUCCGGCGUCCUUCCCCUUCCCCACGGCAGCCGGAGCCCGCGGCCGCGUCGGCUCGGCGCAGCCGGUGGGCCCCAAGCUCCUCUCCUCGCCACUUCCGCCGGCGGCCACGCCCGCGGUGCCUCGCCGGCUCCUCUUCCCGGUGGCUGCCGGCAUUUGGGACUUCCUUUCCGGUGGCGGAGCAGGCGGCGCGGCUGCCGCGUCGCUCGCCGUCCGGGGAGGCAUGCAGCUCUUCAGGCAGGGAGAUGUAGCUGGCUCAGUAGCAGAGUUCGAUCGGGCAAUUGAGCUCGAUCAGCGGCAGAAGAAAUAUCUCUGGCAAAGGGGGCUUUCACUCUACUACCUGGACAGGUGCAUUAUCAUGAUAGUAACUAGGUUCGAAGAAGGUGCAGAACAGUUCAGGCUGGAUGUUGCUGCCAACCCGAAUGACACUGAGGAGUCGAUAUGGUGCUUUCUCUGUGAAGCUCAGCUGUAUGGGGUAGACGAAGCAAGGAAGCGCUUCCUGGAGGUUGGUUUAGACUCAAGGUCUGUAAUGCGAGAAGCUUAUGCACUGUUCAAAGAUGGUGGGGACCCUGAAAAGUUGGCUUCAAAUUUCUCUAGUGGUUCUGAAGGUGAAAUUUUCUAUUCAUCAUUAUACACUGGACUUUACUAUGAAUCUCAGAAGGAUGCAGAGUUGGCAAAGUCCCACAUUGUUGCUGCAUGCAGGUCACCAUAUGGAUCAAGGUCCGGUGAUUACAUGGCUUCACUUGCACUAGUUCAUUGUCAAUGCCGCAACUGGACUCUGGAGUGACAGAAGUAUUAUACAAACAAGUGGACCUAAACAUUCUUGUUGAAGCCAACAGAUAGGAAGCAUCUUGGGUAUGUUCUUCCCAUGGCUCACUGUAUUUAACUGGACUUCUUGGUCUCAAAUUUUUGUAGAUUUGGUAAAUAGCACAUUGCCACUCACAGUCAAUGACGUAACGGCUCUUAUGUGUCUAUGACAUGUAGAUCCAGUAACAAAUCCUAAAUUGUCAUUUGUAAGAGUGGCAAUUAGUUAAAUAUCUCGCGUGAUCUGGACUCUUCCUCUU
This is a messenger RNA of Oryza sativa Japonica Group (Japanese rice), 1201 nucleotides long. Lineage: Eukaryota; Viridiplantae; Streptophyta; Magnoliopsida; Poales; Poaceae. The record is from RefSeq and is a predicted model, not a curated record.